Calliphora vicina (urban bluebottle blowfly) is the source of this 2114-nucleotide messenger RNA. RefSeq names its product Neprilysin-like 9 (gene Nepl9). The coding region runs from base 28 to 1950 and encodes 640 amino acids. The record is from RefSeq and is a predicted model, not a curated record. Gene Ontology annotation, molecular function: metalloendopeptidase activity. The transcript has a single exon. Gene Ontology annotation, cellular component: plasma membrane. Lineage: Eukaryota; Metazoa; Arthropoda; Insecta; Diptera; Calliphoridae. Gene Ontology annotation, biological process: proteolysis.
CAGGAAUUUAAAUUUUAAAAUUUUAAAAUGAAACUGAAACUGAAUGCGAGAUGUGUAAUUAGUGUCGUUGUAUUUUUGAUAAUGAACUCAAAUACAACAGUAUUCAAUGUAAAUGGCAGUGCACAGAAUUUCACAUUCAUUUAUCGUGAUUAUCUUCGAAAUAUGGUUGUUAUAAUGGAUCGCAAUGUGGAGCCGUGCGAAGACUUUUUUCGACAUGCUUGUGGUAAUUUUGAACAUUUUCAAAAUGGUGAAAUAUCACCAGAUAAAGAAAGUGAAGAGCCAGGUGACUUUUCGGAAAGUGAUCGAGAUGUUGUACCGUUUCUGUACAAUAAACAAGACUAUUAUACCUUCUUUGAGACACACAAACAAAACUUUGGCACAAUACCCGGUAUUUUGGUGCGAAAUGUGUACGAUCUGUGUAAAUAUUCACAAAAAGAUGAAAAAGGCAAACGUAAAAUAUGGCGGCGUAUGAUACAUGAUAUACCAUUUUUAAGACAUGAUCAUGACCUUUUGAGAAAAUGGCCAUUUCUGCAAUACCAAUGGGAAAUGUAUGGCCAACAGUUGGAUUUGAGUUGGCCAAUCUUGGCGGCUGAGUUCAGUGCUCAUGGCUUAAAUACAUUUUUUAACGUAUUCUUUGCUGAAAAUACCAUAUACGUAACACCAAAUGAUGAGCUUUACUGUCCCGAUCUAAAUGAAUUUAAAAUGAGUAUAUUGCCGCUCUUGCGAAAACGUAAUGCUCAAAUAGCGGACAUCAUUGGUGGAGAACUUUGGCUGCUAUGUCGCCAGCUAAAAGGAGAAGUGGCCAUAUCAGGCGAACUCGAUAAUGUUACAAAUCUGUUGGUAGACGAUACAAUGAGUGAAUAUUUCCAACGACUAUUCAUACGUUUAAAUUUUACCGAAUUGGAGAUUGAAAAUGCACGCAAAAUUUUAGUUUACAUAGACAAAUUAAACGAGACCAUGGCACUACUACAUUACACGAAUCCUCGUAUUGUAUAUAAUUUUAUACUUUGGCAAGGUUAUCAACAAAUCCAAAAUACCGAUGACUGUUUCUCCUUGACUCAGGAAUUCGAUAGUCUGCUACAAGUGGAAUACUGGAAUUGGUAUGCUUUCGAUCAACACUUUAGCCGAAAUGUUGCAAUGGCCUUGUAUCUCUUUCACACCACACGAUUCCAGAAGCAUUACCGACAAUUUGUUACCAGUACAUCGUGGGAACGUUUGUUUCAGCAUCGUUCACAGCGCAAAGAUUUAAAUAUUGAACGAACUAUUAAAAACUAUACCAAGCAAUAUUUAGAUAUUGAAAAAUAUACUUCUGCAUUCAAGUCGGAACUCUUUUCAAACGAAAAACCAACAUUUUACUCCCAUCUUUUGGAACUAAGACGGCUCAAAUUACGCUCUACAUUCCUAAAUCCCCAUGAGGAUUCCGAUACAGAAGAUUUGAACUUUUUCAAAGAGUUUAUAAACUUUUCCAUUCUGCUGCUGUAUCGACCACGCCUUCAUUAUUUUGCCUCCUAUGCACGUGAAAUGUGGCUAAAUUCAAAAGUGUUGGAAAAUUCUGAUGGUUUUUAUGCAGCUUUAGAUUGUUUGAUGCAUCAAACGGCUCUAAAUAUGGAAGAUUCUGAUCUGUACGAUGAUCUUAGUAUGGAUCAGGUUAAGGACAUUUUCAACUUUUAUACUGCUUUUAUCGAGGCACUGGCAGAUUAUAAAUUCUGGUUGGAGAGUGAAAAUUUCGCAAUUGCUGAAGAUUUUAUUUUGGAAUAUUUUAAACUGGAUUCAUUGCGUGUUGUGUUCUAUGCAGUGGCUCAGCAGUUUUGUGGCCGCAACGAUGCUGCCUAUAGUACAUUGAUUAAUCGUAGUUACAUGAAUAUGCCACAGUUUCAGACGGCAUUCAAAUGCGAGUCUAUCGAUGAAAUGAAUCCCAUAACAAAAUGUAUGAUAAACCAGUGUUUAUGAAAUUGUAGUAAUGUAACUAAUUUUAAACAUAUUUAUUUAUAAACUCGUAUAUAAGUUAUUUAAGUAUAAUUAAUUGAAGUUAAUAAAUCCAAAUAUUUAAAAUAUUUAAAUGGUUUAAUAAAGAAAAACUACCUGAAAAAAAAGAAAUUUUACAUACAAAUAAA